Oikopleura dioica is the source of this 975-nucleotide messenger RNA. NCBI's taxonomy places the organism in Eukaryota, Metazoa, Chordata, Appendicularia, Copelata, Oikopleuridae. The record is from the annotation of a GenBank genome assembly.
AUGAUUAUCUUUCCGAUAAACUCGAACCAAGUCUCGCCAAUACUAAACCACCUGAUCUCAGAAGGGCAAAACGACAGACAUUUACUUUUAAGAGAGACCUCUCAAGUGCUGAAAACUUUGCGAAAAAUGAAAGGAACAUCAUUCAAGACACCCCCACAAGUGCUCAAAAACGACCUUGAAACACUUGUUCCUCUACCGCUGACGAAAAUCACGGAAAUUUCACCUGACACGAAAAUUUUCCGAUUCGGUCUUCCAGAAGGCCAUCGUCUUGGUUUACCUGUCGGCUUGAAUGUGCGAACAGUUGCUGAGGUUGACGGAGAAACUGUCAUGCGCAGUUACACUCCGAUCUCGUCAGAAGAUGAUUUGGGGUUCUGUGACCUGUUGAUCAAGGUCUACUUUCCCUGCGAGAGAUUUCCAGAGGGCGGCAAGAUGACCCAGUACAUCAACAAACUCAAGAUCGGAGACACCCUGGAUUUCGUUGGACCAAAAGGAAAGCUUAUCUACCGAAGAAACGGCGAGUUCCACAUUCGCGAGUCGUUUCUUCCCUCCGACAAGGAUUUCAAAAUAAGAAAAGGCAUCAAGCACAUUGGAAUGAUCGCUGGAGGUUCUGGCAUUACUCCGAUGAUGCAGCUUGUUCGUGACGCAGUAGUAAAAUCGAAUGAAGAUACGCAGCUGUCAUUGUUGUUUGCAAAUCGAUCUGAAGAAGACAUUUUGCUGCGGGAAGAAAUCGAAGAGACGGCGAAAAAUCAUCCUGGACGAUUCAAAUUUAUGUUCACAGUUGACAACGCGCCUGCAGGAAAAGAAUGGAGCUACAAAACUGGCCAUAUCAACAAAGACAUGAUCGCGGAGUCCCUGCCCGCCGCAUCGGACGAUACAAUGAUCCUCAUUUGUGGUCCUCCUCCAAUGAUCAAAUUCGCCUGCAUGCCUAAUCUCGCCGAGCUCGGGCACAAGGAGGAAAAUAUUUUCUGCUACUAA